Messenger RNA from Sinocyclocheilus anshuiensis, 1167 nucleotides. Its product is annotated as zinc finger MYM-type protein 1-like. The transcript has a single exon. The coding region runs from base 1 to 1167 and encodes 388 amino acids. Lineage: Eukaryota; Metazoa; Chordata; Actinopteri; Cypriniformes; Cyprinidae. The record is from RefSeq and is a predicted model, not a curated record.
AUGGAGGUGGCAUCAGAAACAGCGACUACACCAGAUAGGCCUACAGCUACUACUGAUUCUUACGCUGCCGAUCCUGCUUGCUGGGGUAGAAUUGAUGAGAAUGUAAGUGCUUACUGGGCGCGGAAAGGUCCGGUGUCCUGUCAAAAUAAGGAGGCUAAUGUCAAAGCCUCUGAAUGCCACUACAAACAUCAGAAGAGACUGUUUUCCAAAACUCAUUUCAAACGCAAGCAUCUGAAUGGUGAGUCCCUGCCCAGAGAAUGGUUGCUGUACUCACCUUCCACAGGCUGUGUGUUUUGUUUUGCUUGCCGUCUUUUUUGUGAGGGUGACGGUCAAUCCCCUUUUGAGUCUGGUUAUAAUGACUGGAAACAUGCUACCAGACGCUUUGGCGAGAAUGAGAAUAGUGACCGUCAUAGGAAGGCAAUGUUUAAUUACAUCAACAGAGCAGCAGCUGAUGGCUUUAUAGACUCCCAACUUAAAAAGCAGCUUGAGUCGUACUGCAAUUAUUGGAGUGAAGUUUUGCGAAGAGUGGUUGCGGUUGUAAAAUUUCUGUCAGAACGGGGAUUGGCAUUCCGAGGCUCAAGUGAAAUAUUUAGUAGAGCUGACAAUGGGAAUUACAUGGGCAUCCUGGAGCUGAUCAGUGAAUUUGACCCAUUCUUGAAAUCACACAUACAAAUGUAUGGAAAUGCUCGGGUAGGAACCCCCUCAUAUCUCUCGUCGAAAACGUGUGAAGAAUUUAUCAAGAUAAUGGGCGACAGAUUGCUUUCUGAAAUUAUUGCCGAAGUGAAAGUGGCCAAGUACUUUUCGAUUAGCAUUGAUUCAACUCCCGAUAUCACACACAUCAAUCAGCUUACAUUCAUCAUAAGGUAUGCUUUACCCGAGGGCGUCAUUGAAGAGAGAUUCCUAAAAUUCCUCCCUGUAGCAAGCCACACAGGGAAGGCACUGUGUGAUGCCGUACUCACAGUUUUACAUGAAAUGGACAUAAACAUCUGUAACUGCCGCGGACAAUGCUAUGAUAAUGCUGCAAACAUGUCUGGAGUGUACAACGGCCUGCAAGCUCACAUCAAAGACAUUAAUCCACUAGCAGAGUGGGUGCCGUGUGCCGCGCACACGUUCAAUCUUGUUGGAAUUAAUAGUGUAAACUGCUGCACAGAGACUGCAGAUUUUUGA